Molecule: messenger RNA, 777 nt
Organism: Vicia villosa (hairy vetch)
Lineage: Eukaryota; Viridiplantae; Streptophyta; Magnoliopsida; Fabales; Fabaceae
Exons: 3
Coding region: 1-777 (258 amino acids)
Source: RefSeq, a predicted model, not a curated record
AUGCUAAGGAUGUUCUAUAUUUGGGAUGUAGGUGGAGCAUUAGAAAUUGUAGUAAUAUCAAGGUCUUACAUGAGCCUUGGCUUGGAGGUAGCAAGGAUUUCCGCCUUAGAGGUUGUUGCGAAAGAAAUCUUCAAUAUUCCCUUGAUAGAGGAGGUAGUAGAGGAUAAGCUGGUUUGGGACGAAGAGAAAAAUGGGGACUAUAGUGUUCGUACGGGUUAUAAACUCUGGAGGAAUUCUCGUUAUUUUCAACCAAAUUGUAGAGUGGGUGGCAAUUGGGAUAGUUUGUGGAAUAUUAUGGUGCUACCUAGAGUUAAACAUCUCCUUUGGAGAAUUUGUAUAGGCUGUUUAACUACUAUUGUUGAUCACCAUUUACAAACUUUUAGUGAUGUUAAGUCUAUUAUCCUUGAUAUUUGUAGUCGAGAAGAUAAGAAAGACGCGGGUCGUUUUGCUGUAGUGUUAGAGAGUCUUUGGAAGAACCAUAAUAAUAUUGUUUGGAAUAAUAAUAGGGAGGAUAUUUCUAGAAUUGGUACUCAAGCUUAUUAUAAUUGGUUUGAUUGGUUUGAUGCUCGUGAAAUUCAUGUUCCGAACAUUGUUCCUCAACUCCCGUUGGUUUGCAUUCCCCCAUCUGAAGGGUGGUUGAAGUGUAAUGUUGAUGCCGAUUUUAAUAGCCACUAUCAGACUACAAAUAGGGGUUGGUGUCUUCGAGACAAUAUGGGAAGAUUUAUCAUUGCAGGUGUAGCAUGGGAUAAAGGCAUUAUGUCUCCUUUAGAAGUUUAA